Trichobilharzia regenti is the source of this 1057-nucleotide messenger RNA. The record is from the annotation of a GenBank genome assembly. NCBI's taxonomy places the organism in Eukaryota, Metazoa, Platyhelminthes, Trematoda, Strigeidida, Schistosomatidae.
GUGUAUAUAAAGAGUCGAGUUUUCGAACUGUUUUAAGUUUUCUUCGCAAACUUUCAAACAAAGAAUACCAAUGUUGUUCAUUUCUCUGACCGUCAUUGUGUUUAUAACUGCCUAUGAUUACGUAUACGCCACUAACAGUUAUCAAUCAGAAUGUUCAACAGCUUGUGGUAAUUACUCUUACGCAGAAAGAGAUUGUGCUGGAUUUUGUUCAGAAAGUGUCGGCUCACAAUCAGCCUUCUGUUAUCUAGCAUGCCAUCAAAAUUCAUCAAGUGUGAAUGAGUAUAACGAAUGCAAAGGAAAUUGCACGAAAGAAAGAGUGAAUGAACAAAAUUGUAAGGUCAACUGCAAUCAUGUCACUCAUAAUGAAGACUUGUGUAACGCUGUUUGUAGUGGUGAUCAUGGAGGACCCCAAGAUCGUUGUUUAUUUUCCUGUGGCAUCAAAUAUCCGACUGGUGCGUUCUGUGUAGGUGGAACGGGCUCAAAUAAUAAUAAUAACUGUGAUUACAGUGGAUAUGAUGAAUGUAAAACGCAGUGCUAUAACCUGGAUGCAAAAUAAAUGAAAUGUCAUUAGGACUCCACCCACGAAGUUGAAACUGAAUCUUCGUCUACUGAUAAAGCUCAAUGAUUUAAUUGGUGUUUACAAACUGUUUUAUCAUUUUCUGUGUGUUAUUCGUUUAACAACAUUAUCUAACUAACUUAUAUAUUAUUAUGUAAAAAUGUCACUUUUAAAUAGACGCUUCAGGUUAUGUAUUUUAAAGUUUUGAUUUCGAGAUUGUUACAAUACUACCUACUGCAUUUGUUAUAUAUUCAUGAUAAUGGAAAUGGUUUUAUUUCAAGCACUAAUUUUGAUGCAAUUUGAAAUUCUCAGCAUGUUAUGCAAUAUUCUAUAAAUAUACAUAUAGAAUACAAUUUCUAACUUUCUGUUAAAAUAAUACAGAGAAGGACAAUGACAACGCUAUAUUAUUGAUUUUUCACUGGUUAAAGUCCCCACUGAAGCAUACAGCUUCAAGUUAGAGGCUUGAAGUUUCAGUGACGGUGCGUUUAUUUUUACAGGAUG